UCCGUCUUCAUGCAGAGUCCCUGGAACUACGAGGACCUCGACGAGCCCAUGCAGUUCAACGGCAAACACUGGGAGCGUGGCAUAGAAACCGACGUGUGGGUUGGCGUCAAGAAGAAUCCGCAUCUCCAGCUUAAAGAAAAUUACGUUUGGUAUUUCGCCUCGCCUUUGACCAAUGAAAUAUUAGGGCGCCAAGGGCCUAAACUACCAAGCCUCCCAACACUCGACAAGGUUCCAGUAAAAAUGGAGAAAUACAUUUCACUGAUGGAGGGGCUACCGCACGUCAUCUACAAUAUCUACGACUACAACUCCGAGAUACCUCACACACACAAGCAUGACGUGUCGCUCUGCUUCUCGCCCAGUCAGAUGAGGCACUUCAAGUUCGAUCUCCCGGCCAACUCGCUCAACAAAACCUUUUAUCUCAGAGAGAACGUCAAGUACGCGGCGAUGCAGACGCUCGCCACGACGGCCAAAGUAUCGCCCAUAAGAAUCAAUCGCCUGGAGCUGAACGAGACAGCUACGGCCCUGGAGGUGACGUUCACCGUCCUGGAGAAGCCGUCGAUCGUGGGAGACGUUCCGGGCGCCGGGAUGGACAGCAGCAUGGCCGAGGCGGUGGAGCUCAUCCGGGACACCCUCGACUCCUCUCAACUGGUCGUCCACGUCAAGUUCGGCUUAGGAACCGGCGGCCUGUUCUUCGACGAGAAACUGGUGGGCUUACCGGGGACGCUUCGGGAGAUCGACCGAGACGAUGGCUUCAUUCGCGGGAAGGAAACCCUCGUCGGUUACACGUCAGGUGACAUGGCGGGGCUGGCCAUCGGCAUGAUUAUCCUGGGCGGCUUAGUAGGCUACGGAGCAAUUUACUUCUACCUAAAGAAGCAGUAGCUCUUCUAUGGAAUGGAAGUAUUUCGGAA
Messenger RNA from Penaeus vannamei (Pacific white shrimp), 908 nucleotides. Lineage: Eukaryota; Metazoa; Arthropoda; Malacostraca; Decapoda; Penaeidae. The record is from RefSeq and is a predicted model, not a curated record.